This is a messenger RNA of Catharus ustulatus (Swainson's thrush), 5118 nucleotides long. It is a transcript of the gene TOGARAM1, whose product is annotated as TOG array regulator of axonemal microtubules 1. The transcript is spliced from 21 exons. Gene Ontology annotation, biological process: microtubule cytoskeleton organization. Gene Ontology annotation, cellular component: cilium; cytoplasmic microtubule. Lineage: Eukaryota; Metazoa; Chordata; Aves; Passeriformes; Turdidae. Gene Ontology annotation, molecular function: microtubule binding. The coding region runs from base 1 to 5007 and encodes 1668 amino acids. The record is from RefSeq and is a predicted model, not a curated record.
AUGGCGGAGCCGCCGCCCGGAGCCGCCGCACCGCGGGGCCGCGGCCGGGCCUGGGAGCGCGGCGGCUCCGCGCACAAUGAUGAGGACGGCACGGAGCCCUCCGGCCCCGCUUACAACGGUUCUGGCACGGAGCCCUCCGGGCUCGCUCACAACGGCUCGGACGCGGAGCCCCCUGGCCGCGCUUUGAACGGUCUGGGCACGGAUGCCGCCGGCCCCAUUCACAACGGCUCGGACACGGAGCCCCUCGGUCCCGCUGAGGACGGGCCGGGCACGGAGCCCCCCGGCCCGCAGGACGACACGGAGCCUCUCGGUCCCGCUGAGGACGGGCCGGGCACGGAGCCCCCCGGCCCGCAGGACGACACGGAGCCUCUCGGUCCCGCUGGGGACGGGCCGGGCACGGAGCCGCCCAGCCCGCAGGAGGACGCGGCUCCCCCGGCGGGGCCGGAGCUGUCGCUGGUGCCGCCGGAGCUCCGCGCGCGGCUGCUGGACCGGCGGGACUACCGCGGCCGUGCGCAGGCCGUGGAGCAGCUGCGGCGGGCGGUGGAGAGCUGCAGCCCCGCCGCGCUGGGCUCCGCUCCCGCCGCCGCGCUGCUGGGGCUGAUCGCGCUGCUGGACGCGCUGCUGCACGACCCCAACUUCGCGGUGGCGCGGGGCGCUCUGGAGGUGACCCGGCUGCUGGCGCUGCGCCUCGGCCGCCGCGUCCCGAGCGUGCUGGCCCCGCUGGUGUGCGCGGCCGCGCGGGCUCUGGGCGACGCGCAGCCGGCCAUGCGCCGGGACAGCGGGCGGCUGCUGCUGCGGCUGAUGGAGGCGGCCGGGCCGCGGCCCGUGCUGCGCCUGCUGCUGCAGGAGCGGCUGCUGCGGCACCGCAGCGCCCGGCUCCGCGAGGAGCUGCUGCACACGUGCAUCGCCGCGCUGCUCACCUACCCCGCCGCCGAGCUGGACCUGCCCCAGCUGGCGGCCGCCCUGGCGCCGGCGCUGCUGGACGCCAAGCGCAGGGUCCGGCACGCUGCCAUGGAGGCGCUGGCCGCGCUGGGCUCGGCGCUGGGCCCCGGCGGCAGCGCUGCGCUGCUCCGCGCCCUGCACGCCGUGGAGCUGCGGGCCGGCGGAGCGGGGGUGGUGCACGCCGUGCAGGCCCGCCUGGCCAGGAAGGUGCUGCCCAGGCUGGGCGAGCAGGGGCUCGUGGAGUACGGCGUGCCCUUGCUGCCCUCCUCCGGGCCGUGCCAGCCUCCCGGAGCCGACACGGAGUGGCUGCUGAUGGGCAGCAGGAGCCGGAGCGCGCACGGGCACUGCGGGCACCCCGCCCUGCACGGCCCCGCCUGUGCCCAGCGGGGAAUGAGCCCCAGGAGAGUCCUGAGUGCCGGCAGAGGCAAAAACAAGCUGCCCUGGGAGAGCGAGCUGCCCGCCGGCAGGGAAGGCAGCUCGGCAGUGAGAGUGCCUGUCACCAAGGCUGUGGAGCAGCUGGCUGCAAGCAAUGAUUUCCUUCACUCCCCAAAGCUGCAGAGAAUCCCAGGCAGUGAGGAUUUGUUCUCCAGCAGGAGCAGAGCUCCCAGGACUCUGCUGGAGCUGAACUCAGAGCAUUCUGCCCUCGCUGCUGGUGCUCUGGGCUCCCAUCAGCCCCAGAUCUCAGGGAGAUGUGGGACACUCGGAUACCCACAGGCUCGUGGGAGGAGUGGCAGUGUGGGCUCUGAUUUGCAGCUUUUGGGAUUAAAUAAUUGUCAGCAGGACAAAGUUUGUUCCAGCCUCAGUUUUUCCAGCAAGACCCAGAGAAGUUUUUGCACUCAGGCAGAGCCCAUCAUGUCCUUCCAAGGUCCCAGUGCCAGCCAGGGCACCUUCAUCCUGCCCUCCUUCCCCCUGUCAUCCCCCAGGAACAGCCCCAAGCACCUCUCCUCUCCUGCUGCCUCUCCAGGGGAGUCCCAGGAGGGUCCCAGGAGCCUCUCCAGCUCCUGGCCUCUCAAGAGCUUCGAGGGGCUGCCUAAGCCUGGCUGCCAGAAGCAGCUGCUCAGCCAAAAACCAGGAGACAACACAGGGGACAGCCUGCUGGAGAAGCAUUCCCUGCAGCUGGACAAGGCACCUCUGCAUCUGGAGAAGCCCUCUGUGCAGCUGGAGAAGCAUUCCCUACAGCUGGAGAGACAUUCCCUGCAGCUGGAGAAGCCCCCUCUGCAGCUGGAGAGACAUUCCCUGCAGCUAGAGAAGCAUUCCCUGCAGCUGGAGAAGCCCCCCCUGCAGCUGGAGAAACCACCUCUGCAGCUAGAGAAGCAUUCCUUGCAGCUGGAGAAACCUCCUAUGCAGCUGGAGAGACAUUCCCUGCAGCUGGAGAAGCCCCCCCUGCAGCUAGAGAAGCAUUCCUUGCAGCUGGAGAAGCCCCCCCUGCAGCUGGAGAAGCCCCCCCUGCAGCUGAGGAGCCUGGGCAGGGCCCCGGGGGGGCUGAGGGGGGCCCGGCCCGUGCCCCCCAUCCCGCGCCUGCCCAGCCCCCGGGAGCCCCCUGGCAGCAGGGAGGGCUCAGAGCUGGCAGCAGGGCUGGCCCAGCUGCACCUGCAGCCCGAGGACCAGCAGGAGAUGCAGAAUUCCCUGAGGUCCCUGCGGAACAGCGCAGCCAAGAAGAGGGCAAGGCUGAGCAGCAGCAUGGCCGAGCUGGAGAGCCCCGACUCUGCCGUGAAAUUGGAAUUUAGCGGGGACUGCCCCUCGCAGGGAUCCUCCCCCGGCACCGCCUCCACCGCCGAGAGCGGCAUCUCCAGCCAGGAGUCCCCAGGAUCCCCCGGGCUGCCCAGGAGCAGAGUGAUGUCAGACACUUUCCCAGCACUUGGCAGCAAAUCCCACCCUGCAAAAGAAUCUCCAGCAAGGCCCAGAGACACAGAGGGGGCAGAGCAUCCCCCCAGCACAGGCCCUGCAGAGUCAGUGCCUGCUUUUGCUCUGAAGAACGAGCUGGGUUUCACAUCUGAAGACGUUGUUGUUGUUGGCAAAGGUGUUUUUGGGAGCCCUCCUGGCCCAGCUGGCAGCCAGUCCAUGCCCUGUGUGCCCAAUGGGGAUGCCCAGGCUGCCGGGGAUGGAGCUGAGGCAGCCCCAGGGAGGAGCUUCCAGCAGAGCAGCACUUCCCAUUGGCGCUGCCCUGCAGGGAGGGAAGGAGAGAUAAAAGUGACCUUGUCAAAAUCUGCUCAGGAGAAGCUGAGGAGGAAGAGGAAAGAAGACAAAGAACACAACCACAAGGAGCAGCAGGAAGGCAAAGCCUUGGAAGGGAAUGAGGAAUUCCCUUGGGAAAGGAUUAGACUGAGUGUGAGCGAGCCAGAGAAGCUGACAGCAGAAAGGUUUAAUCUCUGUGGGGAUUUAUUGACAUCGCCAAGGAAUGGAUCUUUGUCCUUAGAAAACGUGGCCUUGAACCCUUCCCUGAAAAGAACAUCCAGUCUGAAGAGAUCAAAGUGUCCAUCCUUCCUAGAUUCUGAGGUGACGCAGAGCCCCGAGGUGCUGGACCCUGGUGAGCUGCAGCCCUUCCCCAGGCCCGAGCUGGCGCUGGCAGAGGCGCUGGCACUGCUGGCUGACCACGACUGGGAGAAGAAAAUUGAAGGUCUGAACUUUGUCAGGUGCUUGUCUGCUUACCAUGGCCCUGUUCUGACUGCAAAGCUCCAUGAAACAACUCUGGCUGUGGCUCAAGAGGUCAAGAAUUUACGCUCAGGUGUUUCUCGAGCUGCUGUGGUCUGUUUAGGGGAUUUGUUCACCCACCUGAAAAAGAGCAUGGAUCAAGAACUAGAUAAUGCAGUAAAAGUCCUUUUGCACAAAGCUGGGGAAUCCAACACUUUUAUAAGGGAAGAGGUAGACAAGGCACUGAAGGCCAUGGUUAAUAAUGUGACUCCAGCACGUGCACUUUGUUCUCUUAUAAAUGGAGGGCAAAGCCACCUGCACUCUGCCGUGAGGAGAUGCACAGCCCAGCACCUGGGGGACCUCGCGCAGCGCCUGGGCCCCGAGCGCGUCCUGGCCCGGCCCGUGGCCGAGCGGCUGCUCCCGGCCCUCGCCAGGUUUGUGCAGGACAGCUCCCAGCAGACACGGUACCACGGGAGGAGGAUGCUCUUCAGCAUGUUGGCUCACCCUGACUUGGAUAAAACUCUGGAGAAGUUUGUGCCACCCAAGGAUUUGGCUUACAUUAAGGAAACUGUUGGCAGCCUGAGAGAGAAGGGCCUGGGGGAGAUGCCCUUGGAUACACCCUCAGCUAAAGGGAGGCGUUCCCAGACUGGAAAUGUUGGACAUUUGAGGUCAUCCUCUACUUGCAGAGAUGCUCCCAUCAUCCCAGACAGGGACAGCACAGAGGCCCAGGAAGCCCCCAGGAGAGCAGCUCCUCGCAGUGCCCUGGACAGUGAGGAGUAUGUCAGGGAGCUGGUGGGCUCACUGAACGCCAGAGAUUUCCGGGAGCGCAUGGGCGGCGUGCGGCAGCUGCAGCAGGACACGGAGAGCAGCCCGGCCCUGGUGCUCAGCAACAUCCUCAGGAUCUUUGAUGCUUUCAAGCCUCGCUUACACGACUCCAACAGCAAAGUGAACCAGGUGGCUUUGGAGGCCCUGCACAAGAUGAUUCCACUGCUCAAAGACAAUUUGUCACCUGUGAUCAACAUGUUAAUUCCUGCCAUCGUGGACAACAACCUCAACUCCAAAAAUCCAGGGAUUUACGCAGCUGCCACAAACGUUAUCCAGGCUCUGUGUCAACACUUAGACACCUCCCUGCUCCUGCAGCCAUUCUGCACAAAAGCCCAGUUCCUGAGUGGGAAAGCAAAGCAGGACCUGACAGAAAAACUGGCUGAGCUGGUUCUGGAUCUGUACCCUCGGAAGCCCUGUGCUGUGGAGCAGAAGGUGCUGCCCGUGCUGUGGCACCUGCUGGGCAGCUCGGCCAGCAGCGGCUCCGUGCCCACGGCCAGCCUGGCCCAGGCCCUGUGGGCACAGAUGGGUCCUGGGCUGCUGGCCCACGCUGCAGCACAGCCCCCACACAUCAGGAAGAAGCUGGAGGAGCUUUUGGAGACGGGAACGUAGAAUGGCCGUGCCUCAGGUGAAGCUCCAGCGCCGCCCGAGCCGGGCACAGCGUGGACAGCGCGGGCAGGGACAGCCCCGGUGCUGGCCUGAGGGGCUGUGGGGACAGCCCCG